Messenger RNA from Emiliania huxleyi CCMP1516, 663 nucleotides. RefSeq lists its product as hypothetical. The record is from RefSeq and is a predicted model, not a curated record. Bases 1 to 663 code for a protein of 220 amino acids. The transcript has a single exon. Lineage: Eukaryota; Haptophyta; Isochrysidales; Noelaerhabdaceae.
AUGGCCGAUCCGCGUUUCGACGAGGAGAACGCCGCCCUCAAGGCGCGGAUCGAGCAGGUCCUGACGCAGAGCGAGGAGGAGCGUGCCAGCUUCCGCGAGCAGUGGGACUCGCUCUCCGCCGAGGCGCUCCGGCUAAAGGAGGCGCACGACGUGCUGCACGCGAGGGUGGCGAGCCUGGAGCAGGAGAAGGAGGCGGCGCGGGUUGAGCACGGGGAGCAGCGCGACCGGUGGUCGGCCCAGCUCGACGCGGCGACGCGCGAGUUCGAGUCGCUGCGCGAGCAACUCAUCCCUCCCGCCGACCUCGAGGCGAUGCGGCUCCGGCUCGUCGAGGAGGCGGCAGCGCCGCACCGCACACGCGCGAGCGAUCUGGAGGCGGAGCUGCAGCGCGCUCGCUCCGACGCCUCCGCCGCACGGCGCGACGCCGACCGGCUCCGCGCCUCGCACGACGCCGCCGCGCUCGAGCACGCCGCCGCAGCGCGCGAGGCGCAGGCGGCGCACGAGACGGCGCUGGCAGAGGCGCGCGCCAAGCUCGACCUGGCGCUGGCGGAGGACGCGGGGCGGUUCGAGCCAGCGGAGCGGCUGCGCAAGCUGCAGCGCGAGAGCGCCGAGGGGCGGGUCCGCCUCGAGCGGCUGCUGGAGGAGGUGUGGCCCUGCCGAGAGUGA